Molecule: messenger RNA, 9123 nt
Organism: Scleropages formosus (Asian bonytongue)
Lineage: Eukaryota; Metazoa; Chordata; Actinopteri; Osteoglossiformes; Osteoglossidae
Gene: sdk1b
Product: sidekick cell adhesion molecule 1b
Exons: 46
Coding region: 1171-8061 (2296 amino acids)
Biological process (GO): sarcomere organization
Cellular component (GO): M band
Molecular function (GO): protein binding
Source: RefSeq, a predicted model, not a curated record
CUCACAGAGACGCUGUCGUCAGACGCAAACGGGGCCGAGGGACGCGUUCAAGUUCAUUCCCAAGUUAUAAGUUUCGAGAAGGACGUGCUGUCCAGCGGCCUCUUACUCGUUUCUCGUUCGUUUGUAGGGUGGCAGGUGCGUGGCGAGAGCCUCCCCCCGCGCGUUUCCCAUUCGACGAGAGGAGCAGAGAGGAGCGGAAUGUAAAAACGGCUCGUCGCCGCGAGGCGAGCUUCGGCAGCGCGAGCUCCGCGCACGCACGGACGCCAGAGAUUCAGAACUCGACUCGAGGAACCAAGUAAGUUGGAGGACGCUGCACGAGACGUCGACCGACCAACCGUCCUCUUUCCAUAUCGACGGAAAGUCUCUCUCUCCUGCGGCCGUGGAAAUACCAAUUAUGACUUAUAUUAUUCGCGAAAUAUUUCGUUGCCAAAACAUAGCGGCAGCUGUCUGGGCAGGUACGACUAAAGUAAGAUAAGUUUUAUUUUUCUUUUUUUUUUCCACCCCUUACGGUUUCGGUUUUUCCGCCGUGUGUAUGAGGGCGGUCUGUGGAACAGCUUGUUCCCCCCCCCAGCACGUUUUCUCGCCUUUUUUGUGGACACGAGUGGAUACGAGAGUGUGCUGGAGAGAGAUGCGCCUUUUCUUUCCGUGAACCUGUUGUCUUCUCUGUUCUGCGGUGGACGGUUACGGCAGUUUGAAAGUAGAGCGUCCUCCUACGGAUAUAAUAAAGUCGGUGGAAUAUUAAGGUCAAAAUCCCAGGCUCAUCCUAAAGAACGUGGGUUCCCCGGACUGCAAGAAAACAGAAACCAGCGACUCACACUGGGAAAGCUAAACUGGCUAGUCGAAUAGAAACUUAACACAAGAAGGAGGAGGGGGGAAAAAAAAACAAAAAAAAAAAAAAAACCGUUGGACGCGGUGACUGCUAAAAACUGAUUGAACUCGUCGAAGUGGUUUUGGCGGCGGGCUAAAUGUGUUAUUUUACCUGACUUAUACCGACCGAACUCUUAAUUCCCUGGUAAACAAUACUCCAGCGAAGAACAAAAACACGCAGGGAUUUGUAGGAGAUCGCGGCUUUAAGCGGAUAAGUGAAAAUCCCACGCUCACUAAUGAAAUAGGGGCUUUUUUUCCCCCUUCUCCUCUGCCCGCUUUCUACUGACUGAGCGCCAGCGAAACAUGAAGUAUGGGGAGCAGCAACAGAGGAGGGACCAGUCCCGGGCGCGCGGCCGCCACUGCGCCGGGACCGCGCCGGGCGACGUGACGCCGUCGCUGGAAGAGCCGCACGGCCGCGCGGUGCGGCGGGAUCUCCGCUCUGGGGACGAGCGCGCCCGCGCGAGUUGUGCGCGCGGGCAGCCCGCCGCCGUUGAACUGAGCGGAGGUGGAGGUGCGCGCAGCCGAGCCGAGGGCGCGACGGAAGCCGCUGGAGGCGCUCGCUGUUGCGCAGCCGGACCCGGCGAGGACCCCGGGAAGAAGGGUGGCAUCACCGUACCGCCGUGUGCGGACGGCCACAUGGCCUCCCUCACCACGGGCGAAACGAUGGAAGUUUCCCGCCACAGAGAGGGAACCAGAGGGGGUGUGAAGAAGUGUCCGAGCGGCACGAGGAGGAGCAGAAAGUUGGCGCGCGGUGUGUGGACUUUGUGGGGAUUCCUCUGGUUCGCGUCGCACGUGUCGGCGGCCGCGGCUCAAGACGACGUGGCACCAUAUUUCAAGACAGAGCCGGGCGCUGCGCAAAUCCACCUGGAGGGCAACCGCUUGGUGCUGACCUGCCUGGCCGAGGGCAGCUGGCCGCUGGAGUUCAAGUGGAUGCUCAAUGGCACGGAUGUCACCGCCUUUUCUCCCGAGUACAAGUACACUAUCCCAUCCCUGCAGCGAUCCCACGCUGGGUUCUACCAGUGCAUCGUGCGAAACAGGAUGGGGGUGCUGAUGCAGAAGAGGGCAGAAGUACAAGUAGCAUACAUGGGCAACUUUGUGGAGCAGGAACAGAGGAAGACAGUGGCACAGGGGAAGGCCGCUGUCCUCAACUGUCCGGUGGUCCACAGCUUCCCCCGCCCGCAGGUCACGUGGUUCAGGGAUGGCUACAAGAUCAUCCCCAGCGAAAAAGUAGCGAUCACCUUGGAUAAUCAGCUUGUGGUGCUGGCAACGGCCGCGUCUGAUGCUGGAAGGUACUACGUCCAAGCCGUGAACGAAAGGAAUGGGGAGAACAAGACAAGUCCGUCCACUUACCUGAGUAUUGCAGUAAACAAGAAGAAUCGAGGACCUCUUGAUGCAGAUGCCUCCUCUGAGCCCAUUGCCCCGGUGAUAGUGGUCCCGCCCAAGAACACCACAGUCGUGGCAGGGGCUAGUGAAGCGACGCUGGAGUGUGUGGCCAAUGCGAGGCCAGUGGAGAAACUGGCUUUAUCCUGGAAGCGGAACGGCCUGAAGCUGUCGAGCGGGUUGGGCACGUUCGGCCGCAGGCUGACCAUACUGAACCCCACUUCGGCGGACGCCGGACUCUACGUGUGCGAGGCCACUCUGCUCAACAGCAGCACCAAGGCUGCAGAGUCCCGGGCCCAUCUCUCUGUCACAGAGGCACCUUUCUUCACCGCAGAACCUUUAAGGAACACCAUGGGAGAGGUAGACAAAAAUGUUGACAUCCAGUGCCAAGCGAGAGGAGUGCCCAUGCCCAGGCUGGAGUGGUACAAAGACUCAGUGCCCCUGAGCAAGCUGAACAACUCGCGCUACAAGGUGGUGCCCAGCAUGGGCCUGCAGGUCCGCAGGGUGAACCCUAAUGACACGGGGAUCUUCCAGUGCUUCGCCCGCAACUCGGCUGGAGAAGCCCAAGUGCACGCCAACCUGGUCGUCACAAGUGUAGCGCCUGUUUUUGCAAGCAUACCCUCUGACAUCACAGUGACGGACGGGGCCGCGGCAGUGUUCACCUGCAAGGUCUCCGGCGCCCCAAAACCAGCCAUCGUCUGGAGGAGAGGCUCUCAGAUUUUGGCCAGCGGCUCCGUCCAGAUCCCGCGCUUCUCCCUGCUGGAGUCAGGAGGGCUACAGGUCAAGCCCAUCACCCCACAGGAUGCUGGGAACUAUACCUGCUUUGCCAGCAAUUCGAAAGGAACCAUCAGUGCCACAGCAACCCUAACUGUCUGGAGUCGCACCUCCAUCUCACGCGCUCCCGAAGACCGACGUGUCAUCAAAGGCACCACGGCUGUGCUGGACUGCGGGGCCACCCAUGACCCUAGAGUUUCCAUCAGGUAUGUGUGGAAGAAAGACAACACAGUGGUCAGGCAGACCAGCGGGGGGCGUAUCAGCCUGAAUGAGGGCUCUCUGCAUAUCAGCCAGACGUGGUCGGGGGACAUCGGGGACUACGCCUGCACCGUCCUCUCUGAGGCCGGCAAUGACUCCCAGUCCGCUCGCCUGGAAGUUAUCGAACUUCCGCACUCUCCGCGGAACCUGCAAGCCACGCUGAAUUCCACAGACAGCCGCAGCGUGGACUUGACCUGGGUGCGGCCCUUUGACGGCAACAGUCCCCUCCUGCACUACGUGGUGGAGCUGUCGGAGAACAACUCCCCAUGGAAGAUCUACUUACCCAAAGUAAGCCCUGCGGUGACGAGGGUAGCGGUGAAAGGACUCACCCCAGCCCGUACCUACCAGUUCAGAGUGUGUGCCAUUAACCAGGUGGGGAAGGGACAGUACAGCACAGAGACCAACAGGCUAAUGCUCCGAGAAGAAGCGCCGAGCGCCCCUCCCAAAAACAUUGUGGCAAGUGGCAGGACCAACCAGUCCAUCAUGGUUCAGUGGCAGCCACCCCCAGAGCCCGAGCUGAACGGUGUGCUGAGAGGCUACGUCCUCAGGUAUCGCCUCGCUGGCCUUCCUGGAGAGUACCAACAGAAGAAUAUCACCAGCCCAGAGAUUAACUACUGCCUGAUCAGGGACCUCAUCAUCUGGACACAGUAUGAAAUCCAGGUGGCUGCGUACACUGGAGCGGGCCUGGGCGUGUUCAGCCAGCCCGUGAUGGAGUACACUCUGCAGGGAGUGCCAACGGCACCCCCUCAAGAUGUCGAGGCUGAGGCCUUGAACUCAACGACAGUGAAAUUCUCGUGGAACCCACCCCCACAGCAGUUCAUUAAUGGAAUCAAUCAAGGGUAUAAGCUCUUGGCAUGGCCAGAACAGUCUCCGGAAGAUAUUACCGUGGUGACGAUCACCCCCGACUUCCAUGGCGCCCGACACCUGGGAUACAUCGUUGGCCUGAAGAAGUUCACCUGGUACCUCACAUCGGUGCUGUGCUUCACAACGCCAGGGGAUGGGCCCAGCAGCCUGCCGCAGCUGGUGCAGACCCAUGAGGACAAACCAGGCCCAGUGGGGCACCUGAGCUUCACAGAGAUUUUGGACACCUCUUUGCGAGUCAGCUGGCAGGAGCCUAUCGACAAGAACGGCAUCAUCACGGGGUACUGGGUCUCCUGGGAGGUGCAGGGGAAUGCUUCCUCUCGAGUGUCACGUACCAUGAGCAACACCACGCUGGAGUACAAAGUGACGGGCCUCACCUCCCUCACGACCUACACCUUGGAGGUGGCAGCCAUCACUGAUGCCGGCAUGGGGACCGUCACCUCUUCCACAAUCUCCUCGGGGGUCCCGCCAGAACUUCCCGGACCUCCAUCAAACAUUGUUAUCUCCAACAUAAGCCCUCGUUCUGCCACGCUGAAAUUCCGUGCAGGGGAUGAUGGGAAAACCUCUAUCUCCAAGUGGAUUGUUGAGGGCCAGGUGGGAAGCAUCGGAGAUGAUGAAGACUGGAGAGUCCUCUACGAGAAGGAGAAUGAGCCAGAUGCUCAAGUGCUGGAGAUCCCUAACCUAGUGCCUUUCACUCACUAUAGGUUCCGGAUGAAGCAGGUGAACAUCGUGGGUCCAAGCCCUGCGAGCCAGCCCUCCCGCGUCAUCCAGACCCUGCAGGCACCCCCAGAUGUGGCCCCCAGCAGCUUGACGGUGCGCACGGCCAGCGAGACCAGCCUGUGGGUCCGAUGGGCGCCAUUAUCAGAUUCGGAGUACAAUGGUAACCCAGAGACGGUGGGCUACCGUAUUAAGCUCUGGAGAGCGGACCAGCAGGGGGGGCCACAGAGCAAGACCGUAAAUGACCGUGUGGAGAGAGAGCUCACCCUGGAGGGUCUCGAGGAGUGGACCGAAUACUGGCUGCAGAUUCAAGCCUUCAACUCCAUCGGAUCCGGGCCCUGGAGCGAGUCUGUCAAGGGUCGCACACGGGAGUCAGUGCCCUCUGGGUCUCCGGAGAAUGUCACAGCAGAAGCCAUGAGCUCCACGAGGAUCCUAGUGAACUGGGGCCCAGUGCCUGAGCACGAGAAGAACGGAAACAUCCUGGGAUAUAAGGUACUGUACAAAGAGAAAAACUCGGGUUCAGAACCCCAGGUCCACGCGGUGAAAGGAAACCUCACGCGCUCCGCUCUGCUGCGGAACCUGCGCAAGUACGUCCUGUACGAGAUCCAGGUGCUGGCCUUCACUCGCAUUGGGGACGGGGAGCCCAGCAGCCCACCGGUGCUGGAGCGGUCCAAGGACGAUGUUCCCGGCCCACCCGUCAGGGUGGUCUUUCCAGAGGUGCGAUUGACAUCUGUGAGGGUGGUUUGGCAGCCCCCGGUCGACCCCAACGGCAUCAUCCUGGGGUAUCAGAUAGCCUAUCGCCUUGACGCCAGCGAUCCCAACAAAUUCACCACAGUGGAGGUGGGCUCCAAUGCCCGCCAGUUCACGGUGACCGGUCUGAUACCAGAGUCCGCCUACAUCUUCCGCAUCUCCGCCAGGACUCAGCAGGGUUGGGGUCAGCCCGAGGAGGCGGUGGUCAUCACCACGGAGAGACGAGACCGUCCCCAGCCCCCAAAGAAGCUGGCAGUCUCCCAGGGGGAGGUGCAGUCGCGCAGCCUACAGCUGUGCUGGGUGCCUGGCGGUGAUGGCUCAUCCCCGGUCCGGUACUUCACCCUGCAGGCGCGAGAACUGCCUGCCGGCGAGUGGACCACACACUCCUCUGCCAUCAGCCACAAUAGCACCUGCUGGGAGGUGGACCGGCUGAAGCCCUACACUUCGUACAAGCUGAGAAUGAUGGCGACUAAUGACAUUGGAGACAGCGCCUACAGCAGGGAGACAGAUGCAAUUACGACCCUGCAGGAUGUUCCUGAUGAGCCACCUGUUAUUUUGGCUGUAAAGCCAUCCACAACGACCUCUGUUCUCGUUCAGUGGCAGCCUCCUAAAGAUGAAAGUGUGAAUGGAGUUCUGGUGGGAUACCGCCUGUACUACCGUGAGCUGCAGUACGAGAGCGUCCCGGCCGUGUCCAAAGCCGUGGCCAACCACUCCACCACGCGAGCAGAACUUACAGCCAAAAGCACUUUCAAGACUGUAAGCAGUGCUUUGUUAACAGAAUUCGAGUUAACACAGCUGAGCAAGUACAAGCGCUAUGAGAUUGUGAUGACAGCCUACAACAUCAUUGGGGAGAGUCCGCCCAGCACCCCAGUGGAGGUGUUUGUAGGAGAAGCAGCCCCGUCCCUGCCGCCCCAGAACAUCCGGGUGAACUCCCUGUCGUCCACGCAGCUGGAGGUGGCGUGGGAGCCGCCCCCUGUGGAAACGCAGAACGGCAACAUUCAAGGCUACAAGAUCUACUACUGGGAGAAGGACAACCAGAACGAGACGGAGAAGGUAAAGAUUCUGUUCCUCCCAGAAGCAGCAAUAAGGCUGAAGAAUCUGACCAGCUACACCUCAUACAUGGUGAGGCUGCUGGCCUUCAACGCGGCAGGGGACGGCCCCUUAAGCGAGCCCAGAAGGGGACGCACCCUUCAGGCAGCUCCCAGUGCUCCCAGCUUCAUCGCCUUCUCCGAGGUUACCUCCAGCGCCCUCAAUGUCUCCUGGGGGGCCCCUCCGUCACCCAACGGUGUGGUGGAGGGCUACAGGGUGGUGUACGAGCCGUCUGCACCCAUACAUGGUGUAAGUAAGGUGGUCACAGUAGACAUCAAGGGCAACUGGCAGCGCUGGCUGAAGGUGCGAGAUCUGACCAAGGGGGUGACUUACUGCUUCAGAGUGCAGGCCAAGACCAUCAGCUAUGGCCCAGAGCUGGAGGCCAACAUCACAGCAGCCCCGGUGGAAGGAUCUCCCGGUUCUCCCAAAGAGACGUCAGUUACCAAGUCUUCGUCCUCUCUGACCAUUCACUGGUCACAAGGAGACACGGGGACAGGCCCUGUCACUGGUUAUGUAAUAGAGGCCCGUCCUUCAGACGAGGGCUUGUGGGACACCUUUGUGAAACACUUGUCCCCCAGCAGUACAUCUCACUCUGUGAGCCUGGAUCGCCUCAGGCAGGGGGUGAGCUACGAGUUCAGGGUGAUUGCAGUCAAUGACUUUGGCUACGGCGAGCCCAGCAUACCCUCUCCUGCCAUGUCAGCCCAGCUGGAGACGCCUUUCUACGACGAGUGGUGGUUUCUGGUCGUCAUGGCGCUGUGCGGUCUCAUCCUGGUCCUCCUGGUAGUGUUUGGGCUGGUGCUGCAUGGCCAGAGCAGAAAAUACAAAAGCUGCAGUCCAGGAAACCAUAUUUCAACCGUCGAGGAGACCGUGACACUUGACAACGGAGGUUUCACCGCACUUGAGCUAAACAACAGGCAUCUGAACGUCAAGAGCUCCUUUCUGAAGAAGAACGGGACGAGGUCUCCUCCCAGGCCCAGUCCCGGGGGCCUGACGUACUCUGAUGAGGACUUGUGCAACAACUACAAUGGAGCCGUGCUGACGGAGAGCACCACGCUCACCGAGAAGCCCGCCGAGAUCUCGGAGUCAGAGGCCACAGACAGCGACUACGAGGACGAGCGGCCCAAGCAUUCUUUCGUGAACCACUACAUGAGCGACCCCACCUACUACAACUCGUGGAAGCGGCAGCAGAAGGGCCUGAAGCAGACACCGGCCUACGCCUACGAGGAGUGUGCCGGCGGGGACGGCGAGGCCUAUUACCAGACGGUAGUGACCCAGCACAGCGUCGGAGGCGUGUACACGGCGACGGGCCAGCCUGCCCCCCCCGGCUCACGGACUCCUGUCACAGGGUUCUCCUCCUUCGUGUGAGGCGUUGUGUCGGAGGGGGCGCUGCGGGCCGCUGCCAAGCGGCUGACACCCUCGAUGCCAACAGAAGCAGUUGGAUUGGAGUGAAUCGUUUGUAAUUAGUCAUCAGUUCUGACAGAGAAUGGCUGCUAUUUACAGGAGAAAAAUACACCCUUUUCAUAUUGUAACCAGCUGGUGUGUUCCAUACUGUAAAAGAGAGAAGCUCCACUCUAUAUUAGCUCCAUUUUGCUUUGGACAAAAUGAAGGAAUGUUCCACGUAGAUGUUAACUGUAUCUGAAACAAAAUGGAAAAUCCCCUGCAAGAACGAAAGACGAUAUCUCUGGUGCGAUUGACUGUAUUUUAAUUUUAUUAAUUUUCUAUAGGAUGUGCUUAUUUAACAGAGGCCCGAUUAUGAGGUUUCGUGUUUAACGAUCGAGUACUAAGGAAGUACACAGAAGUGUUGUUGUCUUGAGCUACAUCAGUAUAAGCCCAGCAGAUAAAAUAAAAUCCCAUCUUAAAAGGAUUAUGAGAAAUUUCUUCAUAUUACUACUUGAUACCAAAUUACUACUUUAAUCCAAAAGACUGCACUUAAAAUCAAAUUAAUUGACUCCUGUUACUGGAGAUCACAUUAAUCAUAUUACUUGCAAUUCUCUCCAGAAGCUGAAUGCCCUGUACAUUGCACUUGAGAAUUUAGAGGAGACAGAAAAUGUUGAAGUUAUGAAAAGCGGCGUUAAAACAAGGGUUGCGAGGCAAGGGGGCAGAACAGGUUGUGAUUCCACACUGUAACAUCGGAAGAGAAGAGACAUUUCAGACAUUUCAGUCCACAAGUCACAGGUGGUAGAAAAAAGUUCAAUCCCUGUCCUGAGUUAACCUUGUGUUUGACACCACAGUAAAACUGAAGGAAGGUCAGUUGAACAGUACAUUUCUUGAUAGUGUGAACUGAUCUGCUGUCAAAUUGUCAUCAGUCUUGACAUCAGUUCCUUUUUGAGUGUAAGAGUUUCUCACUUGAAGAUUUAUGUUGUUUUAUUUGUACGAAUGUAAUGACAAGGUUUUUUGGUUGUAUGAAAUAAGAGAAAAAAUACUGCC